AUGAGCGAACUCUGGGGUGAAGUUAAUGACUUUCUCAGUGCAGAUAACAGUUUCCCUUAUCUUAAAAUAGCAUAUGAGGAGGUCUUAUUUCCAGUAGGAGUCGAGACUGUAAAGCGGAGGCAGUCUAAAUACUUCCGUGAGGUGGGUAAAAAGUUCAUGGAUGAAUCUAUAAGGCUGAAUAAUACUCGCACCUUGCAUCGAAUUGUGGAGGACGUGCUCAAAGAGACCAUAAAUGGUAUUUCACAGAUAGAUCUUAAUGAAUUGGUUAAAACUGCUGUGUGGAGGCCUGAUAAAAAUAACAAGAGUGUCCAGCGUUUCAUUUCACGAAUGCAAGAUAGACAUACUCGUGAAGAAGUAGACGCAAAACGGCUCAUAAAAAAGGGUCUAACAUCUGAGCCUUAUCUUUAUGAAAUCCCAGAACCAGGCGAAC
Messenger RNA from Funneliformis geosporum, 430 nucleotides. The record is from the annotation of a GenBank genome assembly. Lineage: Eukaryota; Fungi; Glomeromycota; Glomeromycetes; Glomerales; Glomeraceae.